This is a messenger RNA of Phaeodactylum tricornutum CCAP 1055/1, 3387 nucleotides long. RefSeq lists its product with no specific name. The transcript has 7 exons. Gene Ontology annotation, molecular function: guanylate cyclase activity; peptide receptor activity; 3',5'-cyclic-nucleotide phosphodiesterase activity. The coding region runs from base 1 to 3387 and encodes 1128 amino acids. NCBI's taxonomy places the organism in Eukaryota, Bacillariophyta, Bacillariophyceae, Surirellales, Neidiaceae. Gene Ontology annotation, biological process: cGMP biosynthetic process; receptor guanylyl cyclase signaling pathway; intracellular signal transduction. The record is from RefSeq and is a predicted model, not a curated record.
AUGUCUUCACACGGUCAGGAAACUGUGGUGAGCUUCGACGAGCUGUCCCAGGCAAGUUCCGAAAGCGAAAGCAAAAAAUCUUCCAGUAAUGGCGGACGGUCGGAUGAUGAAGCGAGACAAAUCUUAUCCAAGCAGGAAUCUGAGGACGUUUUCCGUCUCCGUGUCACAGUAAUUCUGGUUUUGUUUGCAGCCGCCAUGGCAGUCUCUGCUUCUAUUUUUCUCAUGAUCUCUACCUCAGAACACCAAGAGUUUGAAAACCAAUUUGAAGGUAUCGCUGAACGAAUUGUUGAUGCCUUCGAAGGAAUCCCUCAACAGAGAAUUGGCGCUGUGAGUUCUUUGGCUAUAGCGGCAAGCGCGCAUGGCGUCGAUCAUCAUCAACAUUGGCCGUUUGUAGCCUUGUCUUCUUUUCAGGAGCGUUCAACCUCGAUUCGAAACCAGGCCCAGGCUCUCUUUGUCGCUAUCGCACCAUUGAUCAGUCAGACUGAUCGAAGCGAGUGGGAGAGCUUUGUGUCAAGCAAUGCAUCCAAUUGGAUUGACGAAGGCUUUCUCUACCAAGAGCAAAUGGGGUUAAGCCAAUUUGCUCCAUCAGGCAACGCGUCUACCAUUAUCGCUGGAGCUCCUUUAAUUUCAUCAUUGAAUGAAAAUGUAUCCUACGAAAACAGUUUGGGAGAAGGUCCUUUUCUUCCAUACUGGCAAACAUCUCCGAUUCUAGAAGAAAGCCUGCUAAAUGUUGACAUUCUGAAUGAUCAAGAAAAGGCGGAAAGUGCUCGUACCUGUCUUGAGACCAGAUCCGCGGUCUUUGGAAGGCUUGAAAGCGCUCCGGCUGCAAGCAAUGACACUGAAUCAUCCUUCUAUACGCUCUUCUAUUCCAAGCUCUUAAGCAUCACGGAGGGGGAGUACGUCUUUGAAAAAAAAAAAGAUGAACCAGUUGCUGUAAUCGUAGCAACAAUGCACUGGGCCUCUCUUUUCAAAAACUUGCUUCCUACAAAUAUUGAAGGCAUUCACGUCGUGUUGGAAAAUCCGUGUUACGGGUCCUUUACAUAUGAAAUCGAAGGGAGAAAUGUCAAUUCUAUCGGCAAUGGUGACCACCAUGAAGUAGCCUUUGAAAAUACGUCGAAAAACGCGAGCCUUUUAUCUGUGGAGAAUACUGUUGACGGAACGCUGAAUGGUCUGCCGUUGUAUGAAGGUGAAUGCCCGUUUAGCAUAAGCGUUUACCCAACGGCAAAGUUCAGAAGCAACUUUAUCACCCUGACUCCACUAGUCGUCACUCUUGCCGUUGCCCUGAUUUUCGUCUUUACUGUCUUCAUGUUCAUCAUGUACGACCGCUUUGUUGAACGACGGCAGAAAAUUGUAUUACGAAAAGCAGUUCAAACAAGUGCAAUUGUCUCUUCAAUGUUUCCGAAAUCAGUCCAAGAUCGUCUUUUAGAAGCCAAUGAAAAAGCUAGGACUCAGGUAUCGACUGGUGCGAACAGCCAGAUGAACUCUUUUUUCAAUGGAGCCGAGCGCAACAACUACGAUCAGCACGAUCCUAUUGCCGAUCUCUUCCCAAACUGCACUGUCCUUUUUGCGGAUAUCGCUGGCUUUACCGCAUGGUCGUCUUCACGUGACCCUGCUCAAGUCUUUGUACUCCUUCAAGCAGUGUACCAGGCAUUUGAUGCUAUCGCAAACCGUCGCAAGGUUUUCAAGGUUGAAACGAUCGGUGAUUCGUAUGUGGCUGUCGCUGGGCUUCCUGAAGUGCAGGAGAAGCAUGCGGUGGUCAUGGCAAGGUUUGCUUGGGAAUGCCUUAUCAAAAUGCAUCAGGUUACGAAGGAUCUGGAAGUCUCAUUGGGGCCUGAUACCGGAGAACUUUCCAUGCGCGUGGGUCUUCACAGCGGUGCGGUCACAGCAGGUGUUCUUCGAGGGGACCGAGCUCGUUUCCAGCUCUUUGGUGAUACUGUCAACACUGCUGCCCGAAUGGAGAGCACCGGCGUGCGAGGUAAAAUUCAGAUUUCACAGUCCACUGCAGAUCUCAUUAUAGCUAGCGGGAAAGCGCAUUGGAUCAAACAGCGCCCGGAUUCUGUCGAGGCCAAGGGCAAAGGCACUUUAACAACUUUUUGGCUUCAACCUCGUGUCAAGGAGGGAUCAAGCAAUUGCUCAAGCGAAACAGAAGAUGCUUCGAAUCCACAAUUCCAGUAUGAGAUAGGUGACAAACCCCUUAGAAAGAGCUACGCAUUGGUUGCCAAGCAAGACCGCCUUAUCGAUUGGAUCGUCGAGCUCCUCGCUGAGUAUGCAAGAAAGAUUAUUUCAAGGCGUGGUGUUCUUCAAACCAAGCCAGACCGGUGUUUCGACCUCUUCUACGAAACGCCCGAAGGUAAAACAUGCCUGGACGAAGCCACAGGAGCUGUAUCCCUUCCACAAUUCGAUCAUGAAGCGGGUUCGAAAAACGCUGACGAAUCUGUUGUUCACCUUGACGCUAACUUUGUUCAACAGCUUCGCGAGUACGUCUCUAUUAUCGCAUCCACGUACAGAGAGAACGCCUUUCACAAUUUUGAGCAUGCCUGUCAUGUCGCAAUGUCGGUAAACAAACUCCUCAAGAAGAUCAUUUCACCCUAUUGGAGACCCGACGAAAUAAAUGGAGGUUCAGGCGGCCUGGCGUUACGCCUCCACGAGUUUACACAUGGGAUCUACUCAGACCCGCUGACACUGUUUGGCAUAGUGUUUUCGGCUUUAAUCCACGACGUAGACCAUCGUGGUGUCUCCAACGUCCAGCUCAUAAAGGAGGAACGUGAAAUGGCAGAGGUCUACCGGGGCAAGAGUGUCGCUGAACAAAACUCGUUGGACAUUUCUUGGGGGCUCCUGAUGUCGUCACAAUUCAAGGAGCUCCGUACCUGCCUCUUCCACAACCGAGAUGAGAUGAUGCGAUUCCGUCAGGUGAUCGUCAACACGGUGCUAGCCACAGACAUUUUUGACAGGGAACUCAACGAGCUGCGUACGAAGCGGUGGAGAAUGGCAUUUUACGAAAGCCAUCCAGACACAACUUUUGGAAACGAUCUCAAAGCCACCAUAUUAAUAGAGCAUAUUAUCCAGGCGUCCGAUGUGUCGCACACAAUGCAGCACUGGCAUGUAUAUCGCAAAUGGAACGAGCACCUGUUCCACGAAACGUACUUGGCGUAUACGGAAGGGCGUAUGGCAUCUGAUCCGUCAACGUUUUGGUACGAGGGGGAACUUCGUUUUUUCGACAGUUACAUCAUUCCGCUGGCCAACAAGUUGCGCGAUAUUGGCGUCUUCGGUAUGUCGAGUGACGAAUACCUCAUCUACGCACUCAGCAAUCGUCAAGAAUGGGAGCAAAAAGGCCAGGAAACAGUGGCGGAAAUGAUGAAAAAAUACUCUUCGUAUCGCAAGAGGUGA